Exophiala xenobiotica is the source of this 1510-nucleotide messenger RNA. RefSeq lists its product as uncharacterized. Gene Ontology annotation, cellular component: membrane. The record is from RefSeq and is a predicted model, not a curated record. The coding region runs from base 161 to 1264 and encodes 367 amino acids. Lineage: Eukaryota; Fungi; Ascomycota; Eurotiomycetes; Chaetothyriales; Herpotrichiellaceae. The transcript has a single exon.
GAAACACUCAUCCAUACAAAAGGAUUUCCUUUCUUCCAGAAUACGUCGAAGCACCCAUUCCCAAGACCUCACCUACGAGACAUUGACUCGCCCUUCCACUCACUUCCACUUUCUUUUCAUUUCGAGUCUCUCACACACACAUCCUAUCUCAUCAACCAAAAUGCCCCAGAUCGUCUGCCACGCCGGCCUCGGCGAGGACUUCUACUUCGCCUACUGCCCGUCCCUAGUUGCCGCCAUCCUGUUCUCCGUCCUCUUCGGCCUAACCACGCUCCUCCACACCGCGCAGGCCAUCCACUACCGCAAACGUUUCGCCUUCAUCCUCAUUAUGGGCGGCACGUGGGAAGCGGCAGGCUACAUUGUCCGGAUCCUGUCCAUCUACCGCCAACUCAACAGCACCCUCUACACCAUACAAACGCUCCUGAUCCUCCUCGCGCCCUUGUGGAUCAACGCCUACAUCUACAUGCUCUUGGGCCGUAUGAUCCAUUUCUUCCUCUCGUCCGACAGCGUCUUCAAGAUCAAAGCACGCAGUAUCACGCGUAUGUUCGUCCUGUUCGACAUCACGGCCUUUCUCAUCCAGGCCACCGGCGGGACGAUGGCGGGCCCGAGUUCGAGCGCGCAAACCCAGAAAAUCGGAAUGGACGUCUACGUCGGCGGCGUCGGCGUGCAGUUGGGAUUUCUCGUUAUUUUUGUCAGCCUCGCCGUGCGAUUCCAAUUGAACCUGAAGAAGCAGUCGCAGUCGCGAAACAGAUCCUCCAUCACCACGACCUCGAACGUCGCCGGUAGCGGAGAAUAUGCAGCAGUCGCGAGCGAUGCAUACAGCUACUACCCAGCUACCGACGAGGAACAAGCGGGACAUGAGCCGGGCCUUCAGGGCCCGCACAAAGAAGAAGGCGGCUAUCCAUACCCCGACCCACGCAUCGCCAAGGGGCUGUUGAUCACUCUCUACGUCGUAAUGACGCUAGUGAUCAUCCGCAACACGUACCGUCUGGCCGAGUACGCGACGGGCCAGGACAGCGUGACCAUCACACACGAGUGGUUCGCGUACGUCUUUGACGCCGUGCCCAUGUUCGCGGCAAGCGUCGUUCUCAACGUUUUCAAUCCGGGAAAGGUCCUGCAGGGCCCGCGAAGCGAUUUCGGAGAGCAAGACAGGGAACGGAAGCAAGUGAAAAAGGAUAUGAAAGCCGCCAAGAAAGACGCGAAGAAAGCCGGCAAAGGGAAGCAGAAGGGUGAUGGGCCGGCUUACGCGCCAUUGGAAGGGCGCUGAAGAUUUUGCAUUCUGACCGUGGAGGAGUCGAUGGGUAAUGGGUCGGAUCUAUUGCGAAGCACUUCAGCGAGCAUGUGAUUGGGAUUGGGAUUAGAAUUGAGAAUUGCGCCGAAAUGGAUCUAGAGAGAUACUUGUUCGAACAGCUUCACCUUAUGUUCAACGAGCACUCAGCGCGUGUAUAGUAUAUGUGGUUUUCUGUCUCGCGAGAUUGUUUUGAAGCAGAUUGUGAACGCAAUUGGAGUCAGC